This is a messenger RNA of Gossypium arboreum, 656 nucleotides long. RefSeq lists its product as uncharacterized. Lineage: Eukaryota; Viridiplantae; Streptophyta; Magnoliopsida; Malvales; Malvaceae. The transcript has 3 exons. Bases 111 to 386 code for a protein of 91 amino acids. The record is from RefSeq and is a predicted model, not a curated record.
UUGUUUUCAAAUUUAAUCCAACUGCUAAGGCAACCUUUGAUUCCCAUAACAUAAAUUAUUUAUUAUUUGUGAGAUGCUCCCCACCAUCUCCAAUUCUUUUGCUGGUCACCAUGGCUCAUCAGACAGAGAACAAUGUAGUAGGAUGGACGCCAGUCCCUCAAUUUGGAGCGUGGGAUCAGAAAAAUGCAGGAGCCACCGAUUAUUCAAUGAUAUUCAAUCAAGCUCGUGCCAACAGGAAGCAGCACAAGUCUGAUGUUAGGCGUAGCCUUGGCAAUGACCGUGAUCUCGUUGUUUCUUCUUUUCCUAAGCGCCCCCCAGACGACCAUUAUCCUGUCUCCAAGAAAAAGAAGAUUUUGACCUACAUUAACUGCUGUAUCAAACCUUGAUUUGGCUCCGCCCCUCUAAUCUCACCUGAUAUGUACAUUUAUAGGCAUUUUCCGGUGGGGAACAAAGCAUAUAUAGGGCUUCUUUAACCAUGAUUUUCCAUGUACAUAUAUCUUCUUUAGCUUGCAGUGUUGUACAGAGCGCAAGGCUAAAAAAAGAUGCCUGCCCAAAUGAUGUAAAGGUACAACAUCUGUAUAUAUAUAUGCAUGUUUUUGUAUGUAUGUAAUAUAAUAUACACAUAGAAUGAAGUAUAUAAUUAUGAUUGUAUGCCA